Molecule: messenger RNA, 747 nt
Organism: Cladophialophora bantiana CBS 173.52
Lineage: Eukaryota; Fungi; Ascomycota; Eurotiomycetes; Chaetothyriales; Herpotrichiellaceae
Exons: 2
Coding region: 1-747 (248 amino acids)
Source: RefSeq, a predicted model, not a curated record
AUGAACCUCUUCAAUCUCUUUUUUUCCAUCGUCAGCCUCUCCCUCGUCCAGGUUGGCCCGGCGCUCGGCGCGAAAUCCACAGCAACAUCCUUCUGCAAAUGCAUCUGCUUCAACAAUAGCACAAUCAUUGCGUUGAACCCACCUCCUUCUUCAACGAGCGCCUCCGCAAUCCAUAAUCUCGACAUUAGAUCUCCGCGCCCACUAGCAGCGGGUGGGGAAUCUGAUUCCAACCACGAAUCCGGGAAAGAAAAGGAGCCCGCAGCACCCUCACGACCACACCACCAACUCACCUGCGCAGAUUGCACGCGGGCCUUCUGCCUCGAUUAUAACCUGCCGAUCUGCAAGAAUGCGCGGGACGAAGAUGUCUUCACGACGUGUUUCCAGCGGGACUCCCUCAAAGACGAAACCGUCGUCGUGAUAUUCAUCUUCGCCACAGCCGGACUGUUGGCCUGGGCAAUUGUAAAGCCCUGGAUCGAUCGGUUGAGGGAGAAGAAUACGUUUACGCCAUUGCUGCAACACGACCGAAGCGAUCGGCAACGUUACACUUCCAAUGCACGAGCACGGAAUGCGCAAAGGAACCCCAAAAGUAGAAGCGGGAAUGGAAAUGGAAAUGGAAAUGGGAUGGAAUCACGCAGGGGAGGAGGACAAACUUCCGCCAAUGUCCCCUAUGAUGAAGAUACGCAUGCAGACCAAGAUGCCAUGGACAUAGUCUCCGGCAUGCCGUCCGGAUCAGGCUCUCGUCCCUGA